Messenger RNA from Gasterosteus aculeatus aculeatus (three-spined stickleback), 1900 nucleotides. NCBI's taxonomy places the organism in Eukaryota, Metazoa, Chordata, Actinopteri, Perciformes, Gasterosteidae. The record is from RefSeq and is a predicted model, not a curated record.
GGCGUCCCCGUUGCAUAGAAACGAAAACACGCAAACGCUUUACGAAGCGGGCAGGCUUUUAAUAUCGGUGUUGCCUUGAAGAGGAUCUACAGCGCUCUGCUUGCGAUAGACAAACGUGACUCGUGCUUAAACAGACUCCAGCGUGUGGAUAGGUAGCUUUUGUUAAACAACAUCGUGUAAGUGUUAACGCUACUACAGCUUGCGACGUUAGCCGAUUGGUAAUUAGCAGCCGCUGGAGGUGAAGAACGGUAACAGUAAGCAUUCACGUCAGAUACUUUAAAAAGUAAAAUAAUCAAUUGCCUCAUCUGUGCCAUUCUGAGAUACAUACAGCACCAGUGUUGUCGAUGUUUUGAGGACAGUCGAGCCGAUGAAAUUGGCGAUCUCGAACCGAACCACACGAUGUUAACCUCAGCUAACCGAUGGAAAGCUAACGUUAGCUAUCGCACAUUUCCGUAGUCAAAGGGAUGCUAGCGCUCUUUAUCUUGGAUCUGGCUUUCAUUAUCGCCCCAGUCAAAGGGAAAACUAGUUUAAAAAGAGAAUAACGUAAAAAUGGCUGACGACGUUGGCAGCAUCCCUGAACUGGGAAGGAAAGACGAUUCGGACGAACAGGUGAAGAUCAUCUGUCUGGGAGACAGCGCAGUUGGUAAAUCUAAGCUGAUGGAGAGGUUUCUCAUGAACGAAUAUCGUCCCCAGCAAAUGUCAACCUACGCGUUGACCCUCCACAAACACAAAGCCACUGUAGGAAACAAGACCGUAGAAGUCGAUUUCUGGGACACGGCUGGUCAGGAGAGAUUUCGGAGCAUGUAUCCCUCUUACUACCACAAAGCACACGCGUGCAUCAUGAUAAAGCACACGCUUGGCUUCAAGGUUUUUGAUGUUCAAAGGAAGGUAACGUAUAAGAAUCUGGCCUGCUGGUAUACGGAGCUAAGAGAGUUCAGACCGGAGAUUCCCUGUUGCGUGGUUGCUAACAAAAUUGACGCUGAUUUGAAGGUCACACAGAGAAGCAUUAACUUUGGGAAGAAGCAAGGAAUCCCAUUUUACUUUGUGUCAGCGGCCGAUGGGACUAAUGUUGUUAAGAUGUUCAGAGAGAUGAUCAAGAGAGCAGUGGACUACAAGCAAAACCCCAGCGAUUUCAUGGAUGAAGUAAUGCAAGAAUUGGAGAACUUUGACUUGGAGAAGAAAGAAGAUCAUCCUGAAGCAGAUGAGGACAGAUUGCAGGCCGAGCACCCCGAGGCGGUCUGACGGAUGUUUACACACCUUUUCAAACCCACUUUUCAAAGUCGCUGCCCUCCUUCUGUCCAAUGACUCAGAGAAAACCUGGUGGAAUAAAUAGGAAUUGUGUUGUUUAAGUUUCUAUACUAUUUUAGAGAUGUCAUUCAUACUUGCAAUAUCAGCUAUAGUAGAAAAUCCUACCAUGAGGCUGAAUGUGUUUUAUUUUGUGAUAAGAAGGUGAAGCAUUGAAGACUAACUCAAGCAGAUCAAAGAGAUUGUGUCAUUAUAAACCGUGUUUGCUGCUGUUCUCGAUGUUUGUUAGUUGUGUGCAAUGCCAGCGGGACUAGUGGCUACAUUUGUUGUAUUCAUUUUAGAAUUGAGUCUAUUUUUCAGCAACCUUUUAAAUGAAAAGAUAAUGUACCAUGUAACCAAAUUGUUAUCAAAUGUCUCUUUCUGACUUGCUGUGUGCAGAAGUAGGCACAGGAGCAGUAAAUAGUCAACUUCAGCGUAUUAUAGCAUACAUACGUGGGUAGACCUCCGCUGUAAUGUUUUAGCCUUGUGAAAUGCUCAGCCAGUCGUGUCCUACAUGAUGCUUUUUAGAAAGCUGUGUGUAUGUUCGUUCAUUUUGGCAAGAAUGUCGCAUGUUAAGUUAUAUUAAACCAGUUUUAUGGCUGAAGGUGAUGUUCAA